GUUCGUAAGAGAUUCGCACGUUAGCAAUAUUAAGUGUGUGUUCUUCUCUAAGUCGUUGCCUAGUCUUGUGCCCGUAAAGACUCUGAAACAAGCUUUACAUUUUCUCACAAUGGGAUCUUCUAAGAAACAUAAAGAACGAGACAAAGACCACAAAAGGAAACGCCGGCACAGGUCAAGAUCUCGCUCCAAAGAAAGAAAACGACAUCGGGAGGAUCGUUAUGAGCAAGUGCAUGAGGAUAAUUAUGAAGAUGAAAGCCAUGAGAGGGAUAGGGAUAUAGAGACAUUUGACUAUAACCAUGGAUCUGCACCACCUGUCGAAAAAUCACAACCAGCAUUGUCAUCAUCUGGAGGUGGGGAAGCAUCUCUCAGCAUUGAGGAGACAAAUCGAAUCCGAGCGAAACUGGGACUGAAGCCUUUGGAUGUGAAUUCAGGACCAUCUCAAGAGGGAGAGAAAAAAAAUGAUGAAGAUAUACACAAGCCUGCUGUCAGUAUUACACAAGAAAAGCAAACACAAAAAAUACGUGAAAAGAUGGAACGGAUGAAAGAGAAAAGAAGGCUGAAUGAAAAACUAAGCAAUGUGAAGACAUUAGGAGAAAGUGAUUCAGAAGAUGACAUGGUAACUUGGGUGAGAAAAAACAGAAAGGCACAGAAAGAUAAAGAAAGGGCAGAGAAAACUGCAAAAAUGUUGGAAGAGAUGGACCAGGAGUUUGGUAUUGGUAGCUUAGUGGAUGAGGAAUUCCAUGUUAAACCUAAGAAUAAUUACACUUCCAAGGACCUGAAAGGUCUGAAGGUACAACACAACACAGAGAGGUUCAAAGAGGGGAAAACAGUCAUCCUCACUCUCGAGGACAAGGGAAUCUUGGAUGAAGACAAUGAUGAUACUCUCAUUAAUGUCAAUAUGAUUGAUGAAGAGUUCACAGAGAAAAACUUAGAGAAUAAAAAGAAGAAAUCAGAUUAUCAGCCAUAUGAUGAAGCUGAUAAGGAUGAGUAUGGAAUGUUCAAACCGGUGAAUGUUUUGGAAAAAUAUGAUGAAGAAAUUGAUGGUGCAAAGAAGGAAACAUUUACACUGGAGUCGGGAGGGAAGUACAACAUGGAACAAGAUAGACAGAUGGAGAAAAUUCGGGAACAGAUUCAACAACAGAGUCACAGCCUUGGAUUGGGAGUGUCAUUAAAUGUGGCUAAGGAAUACUUCACAGCAGAGGAAAUGGCAGCAAAAGCUACAUUUAAGAAACGGAAGAAGAAAGACAAGAAAAUCCGAAAGAAGACAGUUUUAAAGGCAGAUGACCUUGAACCACUGGCAGAUGAUUCUAAUGAUGUUGGUUCUAGAUCCCGUGGACGAGGUCGUCACGUAGAUCCAGAUAUGGAAAUAAAAACUGAACCAUCAUGGUACAACAAUUCUGAGCCAGGCAAUUCAGAAUCAGCUGUGCCAAGGGCACCAGUCGUAAUAGACUAUGGUCAUCAACAUGUGAUUCCAGGAUUGGAUGUUCCAGCUGUGAAACAGGAAACAGAGACUGCUUCAAUAACAGCAACAAUGCCUGAUGACGAUGACCUACAGGAACCAGAUGAUUUGUUUAGCGUACCUUUUGUUGAGGACGAAGCAGAAAAUGAAUUACAGAGUGCUUUAUCAAAGGCACGACGAAUCAAACUGACAAAGGACAAAUCCAAAAUACAAAAGGUGGCAGCCAAGAUUGCUCAAGAAAGAGUCAUGAAGACAGAGCAGGAGAUGGAGGAAGAAAAAGAAAGUAACAUUGUCCUCAACUCCACAUCUGAGUUCUGUCGGACUCUUGGUGACAUCCCUACAUAUGGUCAGUCUGGUAACCGUGAUGAGGAGAAAGAGGAACUCAUGGACUUUGAGCGAGAGUUGAUGGAAGACAGGAGGAGACAAGAGGAGGAAGAAGCUACUGGUUGGAACCGAGUGGAGAUUGAUGAAACACCUGUAGACAUUCAGGGUGAGGAGAAAGCUGUCCUAGAUGAUGAACCAGUGGUAAAUCAAGGCGUAGGGGCAGCGCUGGAGUUAGCAAUGAAGAAAGGUUAUCUACAAAAGGAAGUUGUCAAGCAAAACACAUCAUCCAAACGUGAGGAGCUGGAAGCCCAGAACUAUUCCAUAGAGGACAAGCGCUAUGAUGACAUUGAUGACAAAUACAGGAAGCGUGGUGAUAGGUAUGGAGGCAGUGGUAUGUUGACAGACUUUAAGGAAAAAGAUUUGUACAAACCAGAUGUCAAGUUAGAAUAUGUUGACAACGAUGGGCGUAAACUGAAUGCAAAGGAAGCAUUCCGACAGCUGUCUCACAGAUUCCAUGGCAAGGGCUCAGGCAAGAAGAAACAGGAAAAGAGGCAGAAGAAACUGGAGGAAGAGCAGUUGAUGAAGACUAUGAGCUCUACUGAUACACCCCUCGGCACACUAAACCUACUUAAGGAGAAACAGAAGUCGGAGAAGUCUUCUUAUGUAGUCCUCACUGGCAACAAGGGAUUCACAUCGAAUUCUAUCGUCAAAACCUAGCAGGAACGCAUUGACGCUGUUUUGUAGUGGAACAUUAUUGAAAGUGUGGAGGAGAUCAUUCAUCAUCAUUAUGGUUCUUCUACUUUCAACUGUGUAGCUAAGUGCUACAAAAUUACUGUACUUCCCUAUCAUUCAUCCAGUCAGACAAUACUAUAGGUUUGGAUUGUGCCAGUGAAAAUGGAAAAUAGUUCCAUUGUCCUUAGACUAAAACACUAAGGAAGAAAAUGUUGCUUUUGCUGUGUUGUUGAAAGUGUUAUAUUUCCAUCAAAACUUUAUGAAAGAACUAUCACAAACAAAUGACAUGGAGAAGAAAGAUUGGGCUUCUGAGUGGUGAAGGUGGGGACUGUCAACUUGUACAAGUAUAUUGGACUGUAGUGUGUUAGCUCUGUUGAAGAUGAAGUGCUUGACUCAGAAUGGUUUUGAAAACUGUUAACAAUAUCAGCACUCCCACAGAAAGUGAACGCAUUCUCUUAUCACAAGAAAGGAUUUUGUAGAAGUUUAUACAGUUAUUUCAAAUGAUUUGGAGCUAAAAAAAUUCAGGUUUUUGUCUCGCCAUGACAAAGGCGGGCAGUUGAGACUAGUGUUACUUCAUUGUUGAUGUCUGCAUCAAAGUUAAGUUUAUGUGAUGUUUAAGAGAUCGCCACUAGGUAUACCUCAGAUCACAAUAUGAGAGGUUUUACUUUAGGAGGAAACAACAGUACCCUAGAAAAUCCAUGUGGUUGGGCAGGUGACCCUUUACUUUUUCACAUCUGUUCCAGGAAUCAAACCUUGGAUUGUUAGGUGAAAGUAGAGUGUGCUACCACUGGGCCACCCAACCACCUUCAUUUUGCAUCAAUGUUAAGUGAAAUGUUUCAUCUUACCUACUAUUGGUCAGGUUACUGAAGUAUUAGGUCAGAUAACUUGUACCAAAGUUAAUAUUGGGUCUACUAUGCAGACAAGAAUUCACUAGAAUUAUAUCCUUGUCACAAAGGGCAAACACAUUCCUGACCCAUUACACAGAAUUUACAUCUGUGGUGAUGUUUAAUGUAAAACAUUAGAUUUACUUAUCUCAUUGUUAUAUUGUCGUGACUCAUGUACAUAUUAAAAUUCCAAUCAACUACACAGGUCAGGCAAGCUAACUGCAUAAUAUACAAGUUAACACAGAAUGCUAGUAUGUAUAUAGACAUCGUCACUGCCUGGUGAAUUUCAGUGUUAUAAUUAACUUUGGUGUCAGUGUUGAAACAAAGGGAGAUAAGACUAUUACAACUACUAGGAAUUACGGAAUCAUGUAGAUCUAGAUGAUUAAAGAUACAGGUUUGAUUCAUGUGUGCUGAAACGCCCAGAAUACCAUCAUAUCACCAUACCAAUACACUCUGUAUCAUUAUCAUUUCUAACAUGGUACCAAUAAAAUAAGUUCAAUGUCA
Ylistrum balloti is the source of this 3903-nucleotide messenger RNA. Its product is annotated as U4/U6.U5 tri-snRNP-associated protein 1-like. Gene Ontology annotation, biological process: mRNA cis splicing, via spliceosome; maturation of 5S rRNA. The record is from RefSeq and is a predicted model, not a curated record. Bases 110 to 2500 code for a protein of 796 amino acids. NCBI's taxonomy places the organism in Eukaryota, Metazoa, Mollusca, Bivalvia, Pectinida, Pectinidae. The transcript has 20 exons. Gene Ontology annotation, cellular component: U4/U6 x U5 tri-snRNP complex.